AUGUUGCGACGACUGGUUGGACCCUUGGCUCAGAGCGCCCGGGCCACUCGACUCGGCGCGAGGAACCUGCAUGCCAGUGGAGCCUGGCACUCGUCGCAGGCCGAGGAGGACAUGGCAGCCAAGCUUCGAGAAGCCUUCAACACAGACCAAGUUACGGUGCAGGAUGACUCGGGUGGCUGCGGAGCUCAAUACAUGGUGGUGGUCGAGUCUGAGGCAUUUCGGGGCUUGUCACGACUGAAACAAAACCGUCUUGUCACCGGCGUGUUGCGUGAGGAGAUUAGUCAAAUGCAUGCCAUCCGUGUCUUCACACGAGUACCGGAGCCCAGCGACACCUCUGCCUAA
Molecule: messenger RNA, 342 nt
Organism: Monosiga brevicollis MX1
Lineage: Eukaryota; Choanoflagellata; Craspedida; Salpingoecidae
Exons: 3
Coding region: 1-342 (113 amino acids)
Source: RefSeq, a predicted model, not a curated record